Messenger RNA from Eimeria acervulina, 468 nucleotides. RefSeq lists its product as hypothetical. The transcript has 5 exons. Bases 1 to 468 code for a protein of 155 amino acids. Lineage: Eukaryota; Apicomplexa; Conoidasida; Eucoccidiorida; Eimeriidae. The record is from RefSeq and is a predicted model, not a curated record.
AUGGCUAUAGAAGGUCUCACAAAUGCACAACGAAGACUCAUCAUAAGACAUAUACGGUUAUUUAACCACGGACUGUGGCCUGAAAACUCGUACAAAGAUUACAUGCAGCGAUUUCAGGCGGCGCCUCUAAAGCGAGAAGGAAUGCCUUGGACAGAAGAAGAAGACAAAAAGCUACUGGAGCUUGCAGAAAAAUAUGAUGUAAACUUCGGAGACCCCUGGCUGUAUUUGAGCUGGGAGAUGCAAAGAGAGAGCGAAGAUGUGCACAGAAGAUAUAUUUCAAAGGUUAUUUUGCCGCAGAACCAACAAAGACGAAGUGAAUUCGUAUUAUCUAAGAGCCUCAAGCCUCUGUUUUUUUCUCGUUAUUACAAACUGCUGCCUCCAUUUCUUUUCAUUGUACCGACGAAAGCAAAUUUCAACACUGCACCCGCAAAACCGCUGCAAAUACCCCCGGUCUUCCGCUGCCUCUGA